AUGGUAGAACCUCAAAAGACAGAUACAAAGGAGAAAAGAAGAUUCGUUGGGAGGAAGAAGGCCGACGGUAAUUCAUUGGUUAAGACCAGUAACGUUGUAAGACGAGUUAUGAAUCAAAUUCCUGAAGACAUCUUAAACGAUAAAGAUUUGAAUGAUUCCAUAAAAUUAUUACCAUCAAAUUAUAACUUUGAAAUUCAUAAAACUAUUUGGAAUAUAAGAAAACACAAUGCUAAGAGAGUGGCUUUACAGAUGCCUGAAGGGUUAUUGAUAUACUCAUUAAUCAUAUCAGAUAUUUUAGAACAAUUCUGUCAAGUUGAAACUAUCGUUAUGGGAGAUGUUACUUAUGGUGCAUGUUGUAUUGAUGAUUAUACUGCCAAAUCUUUAGAUUGUGAUUUUAUUGUACAUUAUGCACAUUCGUGUUUAGUUCCUGUGGAUUUAAUGACCAUUAAAGUGUUGUAUAUUUUCGUUACCAUUGAAAUUGAUGAAAAACAUAUAAUCAAUACUUUGAAAUUAAACUUCCCAGCUAAUAGUAGCAUGGCUAUAUUUGGUACUAUUCAGUUCAAUCCUAGUAUCCAUAAUAUUAAAAGAAAUCUUGAAAACGAUACUGAACAUCCUAUUUAUUUGAUACCUCCACAAUUAAAACCAUUAUCAAAAGCUGAAGUAUUGGGAUGCUCAUCCCCCAGAUUAGAUUCUGGACACAUACUGGCUAUGAUAUAUUUGGGGGACGGUAGAUUUCAUUUAGAAAGUGCCAUGAUCCAUAAUCCGGAAAUACCUGCCUAUAGAUAUGACCCAUAUUCAAGAAAAUUCACUCGUGAAUAUUAUGAUCAUCAACAAAUGCAUAAAGUUAGAAGAGAUGCUAUCAAACAAGGGAAGUCAGCCAAAACUAUUGGAUUGAUUUUAGGUGCUUUAGGAAGACAAGGAAAUCCUAUUACUGCUAAAAUUUUACAAGAUAAAUUAGAAUCUAAAGGGUAUAAGAUUGUGAAAAUUAUAUUAAGUGAAAUAUUCCCCCAAAAAUUAUCGAUGUUUCAAGAUAUAGAUGCUUUUGUUCAAGUAGCAUGUCCAAGAUUAUCCAUAGAUUGGGGGUAUGCAUUUAAUAAACCAUUAUUGACUCCAUACGAAGCUAAUGUUAUGAUCAAUGAAGAUGUAGAAUUUGACAAUUUCUACCCAAUGGAUUAUUAUUCAAGUGAUGGAUAUGGAAGAGGUAAACAACCAAUUCGUCAACAAUUAUGA
Molecule: messenger RNA, 1230 nt
Organism: Yamadazyma jaroonii
Lineage: Eukaryota; Fungi; Ascomycota; Pichiomycetes; Serinales; Debaryomycetaceae
Source: the annotation of a GenBank genome assembly